Molecule: messenger RNA, 3387 nt
Organism: Capsicum annuum
Lineage: Eukaryota; Viridiplantae; Streptophyta; Magnoliopsida; Solanales; Solanaceae
Product: ankyrin-2
Exons: 3
Coding region: 1164-3176 (670 amino acids)
Molecular function (GO): protein binding
Source: RefSeq, a predicted model, not a curated record
ACGACCCCUUAAACAUUAAUAUAGGCCUGCAUGCAGGGACGGAGCCAGCCUUCUAUUUGGAGGUUCGGCCGAAUCCCUUUCGACAGAAAAAUAUAUUAUUUAUACAUAAUUAAAAUUAUUUUUUAUGUAGUUAUAGUAGGCGUUGAACACCCUUUGAUUAAAUUUUCUUUGAAUAUAGAAUUCCCUUAAUUGAAAUCCUAAGUUUUGUGUGAAUAUAAAUCCCCUUUGUUGAAAUUCUAGUUCCGCUUCUGGCUGCAACUUUAAUUUUGGCGCCCCCGCCAUAAGCCCUUAGUCACUUUUACCUUUUUCAAUUAUCUAUACAUCAAUUUUUAUAUUUCUAUAAGAAUCUUUCACCUUUUUUCAUCAAUAUUUAUUGCUUUCUAAGUACUCUCAAAAAUUUAUUUAUCUUUUCUCUGAUUUAGUCCUCCCUUUUCUUGAUAUGCUAUGUUGUCCACUAACUCCAUGUUGUAAAUUAUCUUGAUUCAUUAUUAUAUCCCUGUAGUAUUUGGAUCAGCUUUCAUGCAGCUCGAUUAAAUGCAUGAGAUAUUUGUCAUUGCUCAUGAGCAACAAGAUAACAAGUAACUCUGUCCAUGUAAUUUUGUUCAGCAAGGCGAAGAAUCAACUAGUAUUUUUUUUGUCUUUGCUGCGAUUUAAACUUGAGACAGAUUAUCUCAUUUUUUUCUAGUAAACGUGGUGUUCGGAACAGUUUUCAUGCAUCUUGAUUAAAUAUACGAGAUAUUUGUCACCACCCACCGGCAACGAGCUAUAACAAGUAACUUUGUACAUGUAAAUUUGUUAGCAAGGAGAAGAUAUCACCUAGUAUUUUUUUGUCUUUGCUGCGAUUUAAACUUGAGACAGAUUAUCUUCAUAGUUCUUGAUAAUUAUCUUCAUAGUUCUUGAUAAUAGUUGUGUCUGAGUCAACUUUCGUGCACCUCGGGAUACCCACCACCCUCCGUCAGCAACAAGAUAACAGACAACUUUGUCCACGUAACUCUGUUCACCAAAGUUAGAACAGCUGGGAAGACCUACCCUUAUUUUUCUCCAUUUUGUUUGAUCCAUUUUGUGGUAAGGUUCUAGGUAGGGUAUUCUACUUUUUGUUGCUUGAGCCGUUUUCCCUCGUUCCACUCGUCAAGCCCUCUUUGCGAACUGUUUGUACAGUUGAUAUGCCUCCUACGUACUUGCCUCUUCGUUGGGAGAGUACGGGAGACCAAUGGUGGUAUGCUUCACCGAUUGAUUGGGCAGCUGCAAAUGGUCACUAUGAUUUGGUGCGUGAGCUUCUUCGCUUGGAUGGAAAUCACCUUAUCAAGCUCACUUCACUACGUAGGAUCAGGCGGCUUGAGUCUGUCUGGGAUGAUGAAGAACAGUUUGACGAUGUUGCUAGAUGCCGGUUGCAGGUUGCGAGGAAGCUGCUUCUUGAAUGUGAGACCAAGAAAGGGAAAAAUUCCCUACUUAGAGCUGGUUAUGGUGGAUGGCUUUUAUAUACUGCUGCCUCUGCUGGAGACGUGGAUUUUGUUCGAGAAUUGCUCGAAAAAGACCCCCUUUUGGUCUUUGGAGAAGGGGAGUAUGGUGUCACUGACAUAUUGUAUGCUGCUGCUAGGAGUAAAAGUUGCAACGUGUUCAAGAUUUUGUUCGAUUUUGCUAUGUCUCCGAGGUUUGUAGUGCGUGAUGGCAGAGGACUGGAGGAACAGAUCGGGGAGAUUCCAUCUGCUUAUAAGUGGGAGAUGAUGAAUAGAGCUAUUCACGCAGCUGCGAGAGGAGGCAAUCUGAUGAUACUGAAGGAGCUUCUCGCUGACUGCUCUGAUGAUAUAUUGGCUUACAGAGACAUUCACGGUGCAACUCUCUUACAUACGACUGCUGGCAAAGGCCAGGUCGAGGUUGUGAAAUAUCUUAUAAAAAGUUCUGAUAUUAUCGACUCCAUAGACAAUCAAGGAAACACCGCACUUCAUGUGGCUGCUUCGAGGGGCCAGUUAGCUGUCGUUGAAGCUCUAAUUGUUGCUUCACCUUCGUUGGUCUACUCAACAAACAAUGCUGGAGAAACAUUUCUUCAUGUUGCCAUUACUGGUUUCCAAACUCCUUAUUUCCGAAGAUUGGACCAUCAAAUCGAUCUCAUGAAGCAAUUAGUCUGUGGAAAAAUUCCCAACGUUGAAGAGAUCGUUAAUGCUGAAAACAAUGAUGGUAGAACAGCUCUUCAUUUGGCUGUCAUUGGUAAUAUUCAUUCUGAACUCGUGGAGUUACUUAUGACUGUCCGUUAUAUUAAUGUCAACACUCGUGAUAAGGAUGGAAUGACACCGCUUGAUAUCCUGAAGCAACGGCCACGUUCUGCUUCAUCAGAGCUGCUUACGAAGCAGUUGAUCUCUGCCGGGGGGAUUUUUAGCCAUCACGAUUAUUCUGCGAGGAGAGUUGUUGCAUCCCAUUUAAAGAUGCAAAAUAUAAGUAGCAGUCCGGGAACUUCUUUUAGAAUCUCUGACACUGAAAUAUUCUUAUACACGGGCAUCGAGCAUGCACCAGAUUGCAAUAGAAAACCUGAGAUUAGAAGCUCAACUGAGCUGAGUCAUCGCUGCAUGAGUCCCGAUACCUACUGCUCUACAAAUGACAAGAAACCUGGUUCCGCAAAUGAUGCAGCCAAAAAGCUGAAACGCUUCUUCCAUUGGCCGAAAAUUAAAAAAGGAGAUCGUAAGAGGCUCAAGAUAUUGGUGGAUCAGAGUAAUGCAAGUAACUCAGACGUGGCACCAGUCCCUCUACGAGAAAGGUACUCAAAGCCCUCAUCACUUCCGAACCAUAAAAGGACGCUCUCUGCUAGUUGCAACCUUCCAAGUCCGACAGCAAAGAAGAAAUUUGCUUCAGGGCUAGUAAACGGUGUCAUGCAGGCCAUACCACAUCUUAGCCUCCCUCGUAGAUCAUCUCGUGCUAGUUCAUUCUCUAUUUCAUCACUAUCUUCUCGCAGUUCCUUGGACAAACAAAAAGCAACUGUAAUCGACACUGAGCUUGCUGGACCUCCUUGUACUCAUCAGUCGGAGGGUGCACCAUCUGACUCGAUACACAAACAAAGCGCAGGACAUAAAAGGUCGGUGAACCAAUAUUUGUGUUUUGGUGCUUCUGGACGACCUGUCAAGGCCCCUUCAAGUGGGAUGCAGCCAUAUGAAAUCUACGAGCGGUCUGUUCUGUCCACAGCUUGACAAUGUCGGUUAUAUGGACUUCAACAGAUUGCAGGUCAGUCAGCCCUUUUCCGGUUAAUUUUCUCAGUCGAAGCGACCACGAGUGCUCAUGUAUCUCCAGAGCUAUUAUUCAAGAACAAAAUGUAAAUAUGCUUAUAUGUUUGUAGCUGUAACAUAACUCCUUAAUUAGUUGGAUGUAAUAAGAAACUUUUUCUUGAGCUGGUUGAACAAA